GUGGAAAGCAACAUCGGCGAGGGAACUUACGGAGCUGUGUUCAAAUGCUACGACCGCGUGGAUGGCAGUUUCGUUGCAGUGAAGCGCAUCAAAGCGACUACGCGCGAUACCGGAUUGCAUAUAUCGUCGAUUCGUGAGAUUAAAGCACUCUGCCACUUGAAGCACGAAAAUGUCAUGUUCCUGAAGAGUGUCUUUCUGCAUAGGGGUACGGUAGCGGCAAGCGCCUCUGCUACUCCGUCUGGGUCGGAAAAGAACUCAUUAUACAAAGAUGGCGGGGGCGAACAGGUUCUGGACAGCAAAACAACAAAACAAAGCAACCAGGACGAAGCCAAUAUGCCGUCUUCUGGUGCGAGACCUGCGGAGCUCAUGUUGGUAAUGCCUUUCCUGGAUUGCACACUGAAACAUGUAAUUCACAAGUUCCAGCCUGACAGGUCUCUACUAUACAGAGCCUCGAUGUUGUCGAAGUUUAUCGCAGAUCAGAGAGCCCGCGAACAAGAGCACCAAGUUUUUAGUCGAGCCCAGAGUAUGCAGUCCGAAGCAUCCGCAGCAGCGCUAGUUAGUGCAGGUCGAAGCUUGCAGAUUCAGACAGGCUCAUCCGUUGCCCCAACUGGAGGCAACAUGUUGCCUCCAGGGUCAAAAGGCGGCGGUCGAACAGGCUCUGCUGCAGCAACGCCGGGAAUAGCGGCUUUGCAAGCACACCAACAUGCUAGUGCCCAAGGUCUCACCGGCAGUUCUCAAAGACACCAGCCUUCUACAAGUAGAGCGAUAGUACGCAUGAAUGUAUCCUUGGAAGCUCAACGUGACUUGUUUGCCAAAGCGGAGCAAGAAAAGCGCAAAGUGGGACUGCAACUACCUGAUAUCGCAGCGAUGCUGCAUCAGCUUCUUGCAGGGCUCAGUUUUCUUCAUGAGCAACAUUUUGCGCACAGGGACUUGAAGCCCGACAAUGUGCUGUGCGACCUGACCACUGGAGCCCUAAAAAUUACUGACUUCGGUCUGUCAAGAAAGCUGCCAGCAGGGGAAGCAGUGUGGACUAUCUCUAGAAGUCAAAGUGGAGGGACACUCUCCUCGUCAACU
Molecule: messenger RNA, 1074 nt
Organism: Amoebophrya sp. A25
Lineage: Eukaryota; Dinophyceae; Syndiniales; Amoebophryaceae
Source: the annotation of a GenBank genome assembly